Molecule: messenger RNA, 6450 nt
Organism: Mytilus californianus (California mussel)
Lineage: Eukaryota; Metazoa; Mollusca; Bivalvia; Mytilida; Mytilidae
Product: WD repeat-containing protein 90-like
Exons: 42
Coding region: 128-5809 (1893 amino acids)
Cellular component (GO): centriole
Molecular function (GO): protein binding
Source: RefSeq, a predicted model, not a curated record
AUGCGCUGAAGGAUGUAAACAACAUGGCGGUAAAACCAAAAGUUUGACCGGCUAAAGCAUCUCUCUCUAUAAAAAAAUAGUCUCUUGUAUUUUGAGGAACAGAAAAGAAAACCAAUUCACCACAGAAAUGGCUCAUUUGUGGCAACAUCCCUAUGUGAAUGUGUUCAAACAUUUCAAUCUUCAAUCAUGGAAAAAGUCAACAAAAGAAGGAGAAGUUUCAACUGUAAUGGAUAAAACCCUGAAAUGUACAGUUUAUAGAAUAACUGGUUCAAUCCCUGCUGGUAACUAUAUUCAACUUCCUAAGGCACAGACCCAAUCUCUUGGACUAACAGGUAGAUAUUUCUACCUCUUGUUCAAGCCGAUUCCUACCAAGUAUUUUGUAGUUCACAUUGAUGUUGCUACACAGGACAACCUCAUUGUGAGGAUCUCAUUUUCAAACCUGUUUAAAGAGUUCAAGUCAACAUCAACAUGGCUUCAGUUUCCAUUCUUAUGCAAUGCAUCAAGAGGCUCUGUGCAGGCAUAUGCAUCUGUUGGAAGCAAAGAUCACAGUGGACCAGCCCCUAUGUCAACAAGAUGGACAGUAUUGUGUUUAGACAUGAAUUACAUCUUAUCUAUGUAUCUCAACAGAAAGUUCUCCUACAUCAAAAAUGUCAAGCUGUGUGCCAAUAUGCUGGUAAAAAAUAUGUGUACCAGUGAUUUACUAUAUGAAGUUGGUUUAACAUUUGAGCAAGCCAAGAAAGCUGGACGUGUGUCCCAUGAUGUGACACCAAUGCCAAGAGAUUUAGCUUUCCCUCUAUUAAAGGGAGAUAAAUGGGAUGAUCUGUAUGACAUGAUCAGAUUUCCAAAUGAAGGUUCCAGAAAACCAUUUGAUUCCAUUCAAUUUGAGAAUAUAGAGAAUUCUGCAGUUUCAGAGGAAUCAUCAAUUAAUUCUUCACAGCGAGUUACACCAAAGAAAGUUGACGUCAGUAAAUGUGUAUCAGAAAGGAUAUCUCUAAUUCACAACAUGACAAAACCAAGACAGAAAGCCAUGAAGAGAAUACAAGUGACAAAAGAGCUACCUAUGAUUGGUGUUGAUGAUGUUGAUAUACACAGGGAUGAUGAAGGAGAGAUACAUGUAUUUGCCCAUCCUACAGAUGAUGUUGUUAUACAUCAAGAUGAUAGACUAACAGGAGAGUCUGUAAAUGUAGAAAAAAUAAGAGGAACAGCACAUGUUCCUGCUGCAAGGAAAACAAAUUAUACGGCGUUGGAACCAGAUCCCAUCCUGAAACUAAGAAGAAUUGUUGGAUUUGGUGGUGCUACAUUUAAAGAUGCUUUGUGGUCCGUAGAUGGAUCAGCUGUAGUAUAUCCGUGCCAUGCAGUAGUUGUAGCUAUGAAAGUCAGUAAUGGACACCAAAGGUUCUUUAUAGGACACACAGACAAGGUGUCUUGUAUAAGUAUGACUGGGAACAGUACAAUGUUGGCUUCAGGACAGACAGGGAACCUGAGUGUUGUUAGAGUAUGGAAAUUCAAUACAGGAGAUUGUCUAGCAAUGUGUAAAACACAUGUUCAUUCUUUACACUGUCUUAGUUUUGCCCACAAAGGUAACAUGCUAUGUGGAGUAGGCAAAGACAGCCAAGGAAAAAAUAUGGUUGUGAUUUGGAACACCUCUAAAGUAAUGAAGAAUAGAGAAAUAACUGUAACAGCUAAAGCCCACACAGAUGUAGAUAUUGUUAGACUGAGAGUUUCAGCAUUUGAUGAUACUAGAAUGGUAUCAUGUGGAAGGGACAAUAUUCGUCUGUGGAGAGUCAAGGAAGGUCAGUUAAGGUCAGCUCCAGUUAAUCUAGGAGAACAUCACUCUAUGGAGUUUACAGAUGUAGCAUUUGAAGCUGGUUACCAUGCCGACAAAGAUCCAUCAGACAGACUUGUGUAUGCCUGCAGUAGAUCUGGACAUAUAUUUGAAAUAGAAUUACAGAAGGUUGCUAUACGUCAUGUCAGGAGACUUCUGCCAAACUCCAGUAAAUCUAAAGAUAAAGACAAGCAGACGUUUAGAUCAGGUCCUGGUAUUGGACUAAACUGUAUGUCUGUUAAUGAGACUUUCUGUGUUACGGGAUCAGACGACGGGUAUCUCAGAUUGUGGCCAUUAGACUUUGCACAUGUAUACUUGGAAGCAGAACAUGAAGGCCCUGUCACAUCAGUAGAUUUUUCAUCAGAUGGACUUCAUAUAUUGGCUGGUACUUGUACAGGAAACUUAGGAAUGUUGGAUGUAACAACCCGUAGUUAUACAACCAUGAUGAGAUCUCAUACAGGACGUAUCACAGGAGUAGCUGUAGACCCAUAUAGAAAACACCUAGCGACAGUAUCCGAGGACCAUACUAUUAGGGUCUGGGACUCUGAAACAUUACAACAGUUAUACGAUUUUAGUGCUCCUUCAGAGUGCCCCUGUGCAAUAUCUUAUCACCCAUCAAGACAAAUAUUUGCAUGUGGUUUUGAGAAUGGUAUUGUCAGAGUUUUCAAUGUACAGACCACUAGUAUGAUGGCAGAAUACAAACAACAUAGAGGUAAAGUUAUUGGUUUAUCCUUUGCCCCUACAGGAGAUUUCCUAUUCAGUGCUUGCUCUCUAGGAUCUCUUGCUCUUUAUGAUGCCACUUCUGAUAACUUUCCUCUGUUACGUCUUCUUGCAAACACUGUAGCCAGAGGAGAGAGACGAGGACCACAGGCUUUAUCUGUUAGUCCUGAUGGAAGAAGAAUGGCAUUUAUUGGUCCAUCUGAGUUCAUCGUCAGUGUAGUUGACAGUAAAAGUCUGGAUGAGGUUUUGAGGAUUGAUAUAUCUAACAUUAACAGUUCAGAUAGUGGGAAGGCAGUACUUGAUUCUGCAAUGAGGGUUUACUUUGCUCCACAAAGUUUAGGCCAUUUACUGGUAACUACAGCGAAUAAUAAAUUACUCAAGUUUGAUGCUAGAACAGGCAGAAUUCUUGCUGAGGUAAACAACAUUCAUAGGUCUGGUUGUUCAACCUUGACUGUGACAGACAAUGGUCGUUACCUAGCAACAGGGGGAGAUAAGACAAUCAAAAUUUGGGAUUACAACAUGAAAUUGGAUAUCAAUUUUCAGGUUUUCAUUGGUCACUCUGAAAAUGUAAGCAAGAUAGUGUUUACACCAGAUUGUAAAAAUCUUUUAAGUGUUGGAGAAGCUGUAUAUAUGUGGGAUUUCUUAGCUGUCCGACCAUCUUCACCUACUGAGGGAAGAGAAAUCAGAGAAACAUCAUUUCCCUUCAUGGAUAGAACAGAAACAAUUGAUGAUAUUAUAAAUGUUUCAUACCGCCAAGAUCUUCCAAGAACACCACCUAAACCAAUCAUGAAGUCUCCUGGGGACCGCAGAGCUCAUUAUUCACCAUCCAGACAAUCAAAGACAGCUUCAUUUAGUAGGAUAGAUGAUCUGAGUUCCAUACAUAAACCUUCUACUGAAACAGAAUUUUCUGACAAAGAAGAAGUAGUUUUGGCUGGUCCUGAAUUAAGAGAGAGAUAUGAUGCUAUUAGUGACACAGACUCGGUUGAUUCAGGACCAAUGACUGGACUUGGCAGCAGAUCAAAAGUACAACAACAUAAGAAAAGAACUCCUGUAAAAAAGAAAAGAGCUCCAUCAAGGGGGAGAACACCCAAGAAGGACAGAAACUCUGACAGUCACAAACCAACAUGUAAAAAACAUUUCCAACAAAGGGAAAGAUUUUAUGGGUUAGCUCAGAGACGUUACAUAGCACCACCAAAUCAAGCAGGUGUACAUUUGAAAUCUAUUAUAGGCUACAAUGGAAACGCCAAAAAUAGUCUUAUAUGGCAGGCAGACACAGGACUGUUUGUUUACACAACUGGUUGCGUGUUAAUUGUUGAAGACUUGAAUACAGGGCACCAGAAACAUCUUACUGGCCAUACAGAAGAAAUAUCAACACUGUCUUUACAGAAUGAUUGUCAGGUUUUAGCAUCUGCCAGUGGUUCAUUUGGAAUGUCACCAAGUCAGAUAAUUAUCUGGGAUUUAGAACAAUAUCUAUGUCGGAAAGUUCUAAAUCAUCACGAGUUUGAUAUACAGUGUCUGGCAUACUCCAGGGAUGAUAGGUUCCUUAUAUCUGUUGGCGACUACCGUGAUUGCUCAAUUGUUGUAUGGAGUACGAAUAAUUAUGAAAUCCUGACAACUUCACGGGCAGCUAGUCCAGUACAUGAAUUGAAGUGGGAUCCAUACACUGUCAAUGAGUUUGCCACAGUGGGACAGAAUGGUACAGUCCUCUUCUGGUUACUGGACGAAACAACUACUGAUGUUUGCCUGAAUGUACACGAAGCUGAAGUACCAGAAGAACUAUUAGAGGGGCACCAUAAGGAUGUUGAAUCAGUUGAUUUUACUGCCAUGGAGUAUGCAGGGGACAGUACUCUGUAUAUUUCUACAAGUAGUGGUAAAGUGUCAGCCUGGGACACACGGCAUAACACAUGUUUUAUACACUGGGAGGCAGAUAAAUCAGAAAUAGAUGUGAUCAUGUGUCGUAGUGGAAGACUUUUGACUGGCAGUGUGGGUAAAAACUUACGAGUAUGGUCGAUAGUAGGUGUCGGUGAACUGAAGCUACCUGGUGACCACAACAGUAUGAGAACAGGUGGUCUGACCAUGGAGGAUGAGAUGAAUCUGGAUGGAUCUAUUGUUACAGCAGCUUUUGAUGAAGCUUUAGAUAUGGGGAUAGUUGGAACCAGCAGUGGUACAUUGUGGUAUAUAAACUGGCCAGAAAGAACCAGUAUACGACUGGUUUCUAGUCACAUGGCAAAGGUGAACAAUUUAUCCUUAUGUAACAGUGAAAAUUUUGCAUCUUGUGCUGAUGAUGGGAGUGUAAGAGUGUGGUCUAUAGAUACCAGAGAACAGACUUUACAAUUCCAAGUUUUAGACCAGGCAUGUACUUGUAUCGCCUUCUCUCCCGUAAAACCAGACGGCAUUGUUAGGACAACUGUUAGUAACACAGACUCUGCCCCAGUCACAGCCCACCAGAAAAUUGAUGCUAAGUUCAUGCCUCUGAUAGCAGCUGGCUAUAGCGAUGGUACAGUACGAGUAUUUGACAUAAACAAAGCAGAAAUGAUAUUGAAGAUGCAUCCACAUGCUGUAGCAGUCACUGCUAUUAAUUUCUCUUCAGAUGGGAGAAUGGUAAUAACAGGAGGAAGUGAUGGACUUAUUGCCAUUAGUAGUCCUACUACUGGAAUGACCGUCAGAGUGAUAUCUGACCACAAAGGAGCACCAAUUACAAACAUUGAUGUGACUAUCUGUCAAGAACAAGAACUUUCAGUCUCUGCCCCACAGCUUUGGUUGGCUACCAGUGCUGACAGGCGUGUUAGUGUUUGGUCUGCUGAUUGGUCUAAAGAUUUUUGUGAGCUUGUUGAUUGGUUAACAUUUCCAGCACCAGCUUUUACUCCAGAUGGCACUGUUAUAGCCAAACAAGACCAGAAGGGACUAUACAGCCAACUACCACCUAGCAUAGCUAAGUUUUCUCCAGAAGAAUCUGACAUCAUUGUUUAUGUUGGUUAUGGUAUGGAGAAAUGUAUACAAUUUUAUAGCUUAUCUGAGCGAAAGGUGUUAAGGACACAGGCUCUGACACACUGGCCCAUGUGUAUGGACUUGGCCCAGUCUACAGCACUUGUAUCUCUUGGGGCAAAUGAACGAGUGAUGAAGUUGUUAGAUUACUAUGAAGGCAGUUUUCAGGAUUUUGUAGGUCACAGUGAUUCAAUAAACUUUGUUAAAUUCUCACCAGACAGUAAAUAUUUAUUGACUGUGUCACAUUCCGAAAUAUUUAUCUGGGAAGUGCAAGUAUGAUAGUGAAUUAGCAAAGAGUAUUGUUUGACUUUGAACUGUAGAGUGACCAUUGAAGUAGUUGCUUAAAAAUAAAUGAAUAAUGUGGCUGUUUUAUAUUUCUGAGGAUAACUGAGACAGAGGAGUAGAAAGUUUCAACAAAAUGGUUUGCAUUCAAGGAAUCACAAUUUUAAAUGACAUCUCACAAACAAAAGUCUAUAUUCACUUAUUAAGCAGUGUCUUUAAUAUUGCUUAAAAGUUGGAAUUAAAAAUGCCAUAGCAAAAAUAUGCAAAUGUGAAAUGAAUUUGCAGUACAUGCAGUAGGUGUUAUCUUUUAUAAGCAUUUAGAUAUCAUUUAUAUAUAUUCUUAAACUUUCUGGUAAGUUUUGCCAAUUGUAGUAUUCAAAACUUUAUAUGUUAAAUAUAAGUUUAAAUGAAUGGUAUUUUGGGAUAAUCUCUAUUGUUAUAAAUAUGAUCUAAACAAUCUUUUAUGUGUGACAAAGUCUUUGUAUAUUAUUAUUGCUUCCGUCCACUAGUGCUGUAAAAUAUUUGUUACUGUAUACUUAAACAAAUGUAAUGAUUAUGUAUAUAAAAUAUGAUGAUUAUACUUAUCUGUGAAUAGAUAAUAAACUAAUUUAUUAAAGUACUUUUAUAUUUACUCUAAA